AUGGAUAAGCUAACGGCUUUAGCUUCAGAAGCUUUCAUAAACCAGAAGCCAGUACAUGAGUUUCUUGUUUUUACCUCUUUAAAACCCCCUCUCAUUUAUUUCUCCCCAAAGUUUUCCGAGAGAGAGAGAGAGAGGUCUCAGCUUCUAAUGGAGAGGAUUCAAGGACAAAACAAGCUCUGUUCUUUGGAUCAAAAAGUAAAUGUGAGAAGAAGCAUACAAGUUCAAGGAUCUGCAGAGGAUCAAAGCUUUCCCCUUGAGGAAGAUCAGUUCUCAACUCCAAGCUUGCAAGAUACAAGAAUUCCAUUUUUACAAAUGAUGCAACAAAGUGAAGAAGACCCUUCUUCGGUUUUGUCCUUUAAAGACCCAAACUUUCUAGCACUACUCUCUCUUCAGACACUCGAAAAGCCUUGGGAACUCGGAAGCUACCUCCCACAUGAAGUUCCAGAGUUUCAUUCGCCGAUCCAUUCUGAAACCAACCGGUACUACCAGAAUCCAUCUUUGGAGCGAGUCAAUGAAGCAAUCUCAAGCCAAGAAUUUCAGGUGAACCAAACAGACAAUGCGAAUUCAAGACGCAAACGCAAAAACAACAGCUUGGCAACAUCGACGACCAGAGAAAAGAGAAAGCGAAGGAGAACCAAACCAACAAAAAACACAGAAGAGAUGGAGACUCAACGAAUGACGCACAUUGCGGUUGAACGAAACCGCAGGCGCCAAAUGAACGUUCAUCUCAACUCACUCCGCUCCCUCAUUCCACCUUCCUACAUCCAACGGGGAGACCAAGCCUCGAUAGUAGGAGGAGCAAUAGACUUCGUGAAGGUCCUCGAGCAACACUUGCAAUGCCUUGAAGCGCAAAAGAUAACUCAACAAACCGAUAGCAAAGAUAAUAAUGAUCACAGGGGCAUUUCGUCGAACGAGUUGUGUGCGACUGGUGAAGAACAAAGCAGUAAUCUCAGAAUCGAUGCCACAGUGAUAGAGAGCCACGUCAAUCUCAAAAUCCAAUGCCCGAGGAAACAAGGACAGCUUCUCAGAUCAAUCAUUCUGCUCGAGAAGCUUCGAUUCACUGUUCUUCACCUCAACAUCACAUCUCCGUCCAAUGCCUCUGUCUCUUAUUCCUUCAACCUCAAGAUGGAAGACGACUGCAAUUUGGGAUCGGCCGAUGAGAUAACGGCGGCGAUACGUCAGAUUUUCGAAAGCUGAUUAAUGGAUUACAAAAAAAAAAAACACGAAAAUCCAAAAAGGAAACGUAACGUUCUUUCGUAGCUUCGUUAUCUCGAGUAUGCGAAAUUAAUUAUGAUUGGAGUCUUCUCGGCAUGGCACUUGACUUAAGUUACUCUACAGAGUUUUGGGUCCCGCCUGAUAGAUAUGUACAUGAAGUUUGACCUUCGUGUCUUUGUUCUCAUCAUUGUCUCUUUAGCCUUUCUUUUUAGGGUUGACUUUCUUUUUGAAUAAAUAAAUAACAUCUUAUCAGAUAGCAUUGGGUCUGAAUGUUCAAGAUAAAAUAGCCCACAUGUCUUUGUGUAAAUACAAAUGAGGCCCGUUUCAUGUUUUCUAACCAUCAUAAUCAUAUCACAACAUUUCAUCGAUUCAAGAUUAAAAAUUAUACAUUU
Messenger RNA from Thlaspi arvense, 1607 nucleotides. NCBI's taxonomy places the organism in Eukaryota, Viridiplantae, Streptophyta, Magnoliopsida, Brassicales, Brassicaceae. The record is from the annotation of a GenBank genome assembly.